This is a messenger RNA of Lutzomyia longipalpis, 2614 nucleotides long. Its product is annotated as solute carrier family 25 member 16-like. The record is from RefSeq and is a predicted model, not a curated record. Gene Ontology annotation, cellular component: mitochondrial inner membrane. NCBI's taxonomy places the organism in Eukaryota, Metazoa, Arthropoda, Insecta, Diptera, Psychodidae. The transcript has 5 exons. Gene Ontology annotation, biological process: transmembrane transport. The coding region runs from base 367 to 1332 and encodes 321 amino acids.
CAGUCAGUCACUGUGUCGGCUUCGUGAGGCGUGCACGGCAGAGAUUUGCUUUUGGGUGAUUUCCCGUUGAAAAGCCACAGAUUUGGUGAACUCAAGAUGAACCCAAAGCUUCUUCGGUGAUUGAGGUGGGAUCUUCUGGAAGAAUCAAUUAGUGUCGUUGGGAGUUUGAUGGUGAAAAGCAGCGCGGCGGAAAAACAUGACACGUCGGAAUUUCGGUCAAGUUGAUAAAAAAGAAAGUUAAAAAAAAGAGAGUUUCUCUCCACGGUACCCCCCAAAAGUGACCAAUAAAUCACACCACAGUCAUCCCGGAUUGAGUUUUGUCAACAUCACACCAAGGAAGUGCCCAACAGGAAGUAAAUCUCAGUCAUGGCUCUCACGGCGGAAGCAAAACCGCACGAUUACAGUUUUGUCCUGAAGAACUUUUGUGCGGGAGGACUAGCAGGGAUGUGCUCCAAGACUGCUGUUGCCCCACUGGAUCGCAUAAAGAUCCUCUUUCAGGCACAUUCAAAGCACUACAAGCAUUUGGGUGUGUUCAGUGGGUUACGGGAGAUUGUCGUGAAGGAGUCCUUCUUUGCUCUCUACAAAGGAAAUGGGGCACAAAUGGUGAGGAUUUUUCCCUAUGCUGCCAUCCAGUUUACGGCAUUUGAAGUCUACAAAAAGUACCUGAUAACUGCUCUGCCGGCUUCUGUGAUGUACGUAAAGCAUGCUGAUAAGUUCUUUGCUGGAGCUGGAGCAGGGCUCACGGCAGUCACGCUCACGUAUCCUUUGGAUGUGGUUCGUGCACGUCUUGCCUUUCAAGUUGUGGGUGAGCACAAGUACUCAGGCAUUGUUAAUACAGCAUCAACCAUCUUCCGCAAUGAAGGGGGCAUUAGGGCGCUCUAUCGUGGCUUUGUGCCCACCCUGUCGGGGAUGGUUCCCUACGCUGGACUCUCCUUCUACUGCUUCGAAAUGUUCAAGUUCGUCUGCAUGAAGUACAUGCCGCAAUUUACGUGUAACACCUCCGAAAGGAAUACUGGUGGUCUCGUCCUCAAUGUACCCUCAAAACUACUCUGCGGAGGUUUUGCCGGAGCUGUGGCUCAAUCCUUCUCAUAUCCACUGGAUGUGACACGAAGAAGAAUGCAAUUGGCCAUGAUGAAUCCAGAUACAGCGAAAUUCGGUUUGGGCAUGUUUAAGACACUGACGUUGAUUUAUCGUGAAAAUGGGAUUAUAAAGGGACUCUACCGUGGAAUGUCCAUCAACUACUUACGAGCCAUUCCCAUGGUGGCUGUCUCCUUUUCAACGUAUGAGCUCCUCAAGCAGGCUCUCUCUCUGGAUACAGGCAUGAAUCUAUAGAAUAAUUUUCACAUGAAAAAAGGAUAUUUUUAGGCGCAAAAGGAGAGUAAAGUGGUUGUAAAGUUUAACAGAAAAAAAGUGAAGAAAUUUUUAAAGGUGCUGGAAUUUUCUUACCAUUUUAUUUUUAGUUUUAGUUUAGUUGGAGGAUUUUUAAUGACAUGAUAUUGAGAUUUAAAUGACGGGUAAAAUAUUUUUGUUGAUUUUUCUAUUUUUCUGUAUUAAAAAAAAUAUAAUGAAUGAUCAUGACAAAGUUUCUCAAAGUUUUUCUUUUAGUAGUGGUUGAAUCAUUCCAAAAGUGAAGAGAAUUAUAUUUUUCUAAUAAAAAAAAUCAGCAGAAAAAGGAAAAGAUAAUUUUAAAAUUAUUUCUUAUUGUCUGUUAAAAGUUUGAAAAAAAAUUAAUUGUUUGAGCUUUAUUUCUUUUUUUAUUCUUUUAUUCUUUUCUCUACAUCAUCAGAGGAUUUUUUUCCUUUCAAUUUUCUUCAUUCUGAUUACAUUGAAUUUAUUUUAUUUACACAUUUAAGUUUUUUUCACACAAAUUUUAUUAGUUACUUUCUACAUUCUUUUUCAUAUACACUGACUUAAACUAAUAAUUUUAUAUUUAAUCAGUUCCCAUUAAAAUUGUUGAGAUAGGAUAUGAUAUAUAUAAUUUAAUGUAUUUUAUUGUUUUAAAAAUGGAAAGGGGUGUGGGAGGAAAUAGAGAAGAUACUGAGAACUUAUUGCUGUUCAAUUUUUUUUAAUUAUAUAUUUGUUAAAACAAAGAAAUAGUUUUCUUUAGCAGAUCUUUUAGUGUAGAAAAAAGUAAAUGGAUAAUUUAGUUUUUUGUCAUUCAUCACUUUUUUAAUUUUAAUUUUAUAAAAUAAAAAUAAUUUUAGGUACAGAAAUGGAAAAAUAAAGAAAACUUUCGAGAUCAAUGAGAAAAAUUUGAAUUAAAAUUCGUUAAAAAUUUAAAGCUCUUCUUAAGAACUUUUACAAUAAAAAAAUAAAUUCAGUGGGUUUCUUGUUUUGUCUCUAGAUAUGAUCAGAAAGCACUAAGAGAGUAUAUUUUUCAUGUAGUAUCACUUUUACACAGUUUUACAACAAGUUUUUUUUAUCCUUAAUCUUAUUUAUAAUUUUUGGUAGGUCAGUCAAAGAAUUUUCUUUAAAAAUUUUCUUUUGGAAAACAACCUUCAAUGUGCGAAGAAAUUAAAUUUAGUAAAAAUUUAAAUGGAGGAUAGUAUUAAAAAAAAUUAAUUAUUAUUUUUUCUUCAAAGUAUAUGACAAUAAAAAUAUGAAUAAUAUAUUA